Molecule: messenger RNA, 5170 nt
Organism: Xyrauchen texanus (razorback sucker)
Lineage: Eukaryota; Metazoa; Chordata; Actinopteri; Cypriniformes; Catostomidae
Product: piggyBac transposable element-derived protein 4-like
Exons: 5
Coding region: 102-2744 (880 amino acids)
Source: RefSeq, a predicted model, not a curated record
GCUGCAUCGCGAGAGCGCGAAAUUCAGAUGGAGGGCAGGAAGUGCAAGGAGAGCUAGGAAGUACGAACGCGCGCGAUUUUAGUUUAUCCUCGAGAGAUAUCAUGGCGUGUGACCGAUCGAAGCACAAAAGUUGCUCAAUAAUUGAAUGCACAAAUGAUCACAGAAGUCUUUUUUUACUUCCUUCAUCCAAUCCCCAGAAGGAUCAAUGGAUAAAUUUCAUUUACUCUGGGAAUGCACCGACACAACACACCAAAUUUUUGUAUGUCUGCGCCAAACAUUUCACAGACGACUGUUUUCACAACAUGGGUCAGUUCAGAGCUGGGCAUGCUAAACGUCUGAAACUGAAGUCUGGAUCAGUACCAACUCUCUUUGGCUCACCUACAAACCUCGGACAAAUAUCCAUCAUGAGAGAGCAGGUGAAUGUGAUCCAAACUGGAGAAAAGCAGAUGCUGCAGACACCAGUGAAGAUUGAAGUGAAGCAGGAGGAGAUUCAAGCAGAAAUCACAACAGAGCAGGUGAAUGUGAUCCACACUGGAGAACAGCAGAUGCUGCAGACACCAGUGAAGAUUGAAGUGAAGCAGGAGGAGAUUCAAGCAGAAAUCACAACAGAGCAGGUGAAUGUGAUCCACACUGGAGAACAGCAGAUGCUGCUGACACAAGUGAAGAUUGAAGUGAAGCAAGAGGAGAUUCAAGAAGAAAUCAAAACGGAGCAGGUGAACAUGAUCCAUACUGGAGAACAGCAGAUGCUGCAGACAUCAGUGAAGCAGGUGGACAGCAGGAACCCGACAACUAUGAGAGGAGAAAUCGAAGUAGAGGAACAACCGAGUGAUGAAGAUGAUGAAUUUAUUCCUUCAAAGAUUGAUGGAGACUAUGGCUCCCUGCUCGGCACUCUCAAGAGGAGGCGGCAGCUGAUUGCUGAUGAGUUUAGGUUCAUAGCAGAGGAGGACAUGGCUCAUGAGGGCAUGAGCACACAGGAGGAAGAUCUGCUGGACGAGGAACUACUGCAGGAAGACCUGGACCACGGGGAGAUGGAGGAUGAGCUGGAACCUGAUCCCCAGCCAGGAUCAUCAACUGGCCAUUCUCUCACAGGCCCCAAGUCAGCUAGAAAGCGUAAACGCUCCCCUGACUCUGAUUCUUAUCCUUCAUACUCUGACAUCGAUUCACAGGCACCAAAACCUCUCCCAUUUAAGCCUAGCCGUCCAUUUGGUAUUGACUUGGGUAGCGUGUGCAAGGCUGUGCGGUCAACCUCCAAUACGAUGCUGCGAGAAAUUGACUUUUUCAUGCUGUUUUUUACUCGGGCUGUAGUUGCUGAGAUAUGCAGCUUUACAAACCGUCAGGGGUGGGAGCUCGUCCUAAACUGUCCAUCAUAUUCCAGCUACCAAGGAGCUUGGAUUGAGGUGACCCCCGAUGAAUUUUACAAAUUUCUUGGGUUGCUCAUUUACAUGGGGUUGUCAAUUCUCCCUGAUUCCCAUCGUCAUUGGGGAACCAAGUCACUUCAGGGCUCAUGGGCGAGGGGAUUUAUGUCGCGUAACCGCUACAAGGCUAUUUUUGCAGCUCUACAUGUUGUAGACCCUACCACAGAGAAUAAUCAGGAUUGCCUUAGGAAGUUGCGUUAUCUUAUGGACCACCUCAAACAAAAAUGCCAGCAACUCUUUCAGCCUAACCAAAAUCUCACAAUAGAUGAACGUAUGGUCAAGUCUAAAGCUCGGUCAGGAUUUAAACAAUACAUGAAAGGCAAGCCUACUCGAUGGGGUUUUAAAUUAUGGGUAAUUGCAACAUCAGACUCUGGGUAUACUCUCGACUUUAAUGUUUACACAGGUAGUCGUGAUGGACAUGUCACUGACUUGGCUACCAAAGUAGUUGAAUCGUUACUGCAGCCAUUCAAAGACCAGGGCCACAAUGUUUGGUUUGACAACUUUUACACAUCCCCAGCUCUUAUGGUUAAGUUGUUAGAAAUGGGAACUAAUGCCUGUGGGAAAUGCAGGGUGAAUCGUAAACUGUUUCCUGCAGAAUUUAAAGACAUCAAAAGAUGGGAACGCAAGGCAGCUCGUGGGGAUAUGAGGUGGUGUAGGAUUGAGGGGAAUAUACUUGUAAUUCAGUGGAAGGACACGCAUGCAGUUACAUGCCUUUCCAAUUUCCACAAUGCGAAUGAAUCUACCAAAAUUACUAGGUUUGUAAAAGAUGAUGGCGACUGGACAAAAGAAGUAGCCCUCCAGCCCACUGUCAUCAGCGAUUAUAACAAAAACAUGGGCAGUGUUGAUAGGUCAGACCAAAUGAUAAAAUCUUACGAUGUCCUACAAAAAACUCAGAAGUGGUGGAAGACUCUCUUUUUCCACUUAAUAGACAUUGCUGUCAUCAAUAGUUUCGUAUUGUUUAAGGAAUGGCAACACAUUCAUGCAGGACCAGGAGGUGAACGUAGACCGGUGAAUUUAACCCAGAUAGAUUUCAGAGAAAACCUGGCUCGUCAGCUGGGAGGUAUUGAUAUUCAUGCAAGUUUCCCUUUGCAUACACUAAAGCCUGUAGCCCCUCCUUCGUCAUCAUUCCAUACAGUCCAUUUCCCUAAAUUUGAAGCGUCCUCUAAGAGAUGUUGGCUCUGCUAUCGGAAAAGUAAGACUGAAAAUAAAACUAAAGUAGCUUGUUGCGCACCGGAAUGUAAUGGCAAAAGACUUUGCUUAGUUCGCGAUAGGAACUGUUUUCAGUCUUGGCACUCAGCUGAGUGUGACCAGUUUCGUGAAGAGGCCUAGGUUGGGCUGUGUUUACUGUCCUCCAGGGUUUCCCCGGGUCAUGGAAUUUUAAAAAGUCUAUUCCAGACAUGGACCAAAAAAAUAUAUAAAAUACCCUGACUUUCCAAUUCAUGGAAUAUCAGGGAAUUUUGUUUGUAGCAUGUUUAAAUUUUGGUUGCCAUUUAUCAAAAUUAAAACUUUCUUGCCAUAUUUUUCUUUAUCGGCUUAUUUCACAUGUUUCCCUUAUUGGGUAUUGUUAUGGUUAAGCUAUUUUUCAGUGCCAUUUUAUCCCCUUUCCGCUUGUCAACAGUCAAUCAAUGCAGUCACCUGUACCUGCUAACUAAGGCAAACAAGCAAGGAAAAUGUCAAUUUCAAGAGCUUUGGCUACAAAAUGAUCACUUCAACCCUGGGUGUUAAAAGUAGACAACAGAAAAGCUACAUGUAAAGUUUGUAAAACUACUAUCGAACUACCAAAUAUGGGAGAGGGUGCACUUCACAGCCACGCAAACAGUAAGAAGUAUGCUGCCCGCAUGAAGCCGGCAGGAGCAUCAUCUUCGGCCCAAGUGCCAUCGCUGCUGUACUGCAGCCCACGCCAAGAGAACAGCAGUCAGCUAAAGCCGCUCCCACCUCCAGCAGUGACUGUAGUGUGAGACACAGUGGAACACGUCUCUGCUUAUCACCAGCGAUGCCCCUGGGGGCUGAAAUGUCGUGGUUCCUGAAGCUUACUGAGUCCCACUGGUCAUACAGGUCAUCAGAACAAAGAGGCUGUUCCCAGAUAGUGACAUUUGCCAGCAGCUUGAAUUGUGGAGAGACUAAAUCAUCUUAUUUUACUGUUUUUGGCAUAGCACCAUACCGCAAGUCACUUCUGUUGGAGAGGAUAAGGUCUCUUAAAAAUGGAUAUGUUUUGCUUUUAAAAAGCUUGAAUCAGAAGACCCAAACAAAGCAAAUGGACAUUAAUUUAAGACUUUGGGAAAAUGAUGCUGUAGUAACCCAUUACUUCACUUCUGAAUUCAUGGGCCACAGCAGAGGACAUGGUGGAGGUCUUCCACAAGUCGACAGAGGGGUUAAAUUACAAAGGUCUUGUACAGCUUUCCAUGGAUGGACCUAAUGUACAUUUUAAAUUCCAAGACCAUAUACAAAUGGACCUUGAACGUGAUGUCAAUUCUAUGUUAUUAUUUGUAAAACAAGAUGGGUACAGUUACAGAGAGAAUGAUCAAGAUAUUGACCGACUUGAUGAAAUGUGCAGCAGAGGUAUGCAUAUUCCCCAACCCUGGAACUAAAUCCUAUACUAAUGUCAAAGAAGGGUGCAGAGACCCACUGAUGCCUGCAAAGUUGGCCUUUCAUUUGUCAUUUUCAAAAGAGGUUGCACCUUUCUUGAAUCUAUAUCAAACAGACAGACCUAUGAUUCCUUUUCUGGCUGCUGAUCUUUCUAAUGUUAUGUCAAUUAUGGAUCGUUUUAUCAAGCCUGAUGUGAUGGCUAAUGCAAACGCAGUAACAAAAUUGAUGUCAAUAGGUGUCACAGACUAAAACAAUCUCAUUCAUGCAAGUAAAGUUCAUGUGGGGGUUUUCUGCAGACAAAAUGCUGAAGGAACUGGUGUCAUCACAGAAGAUUAGUGAGAAGAGAGAGUUGGAGUUCAGGAUGGAUUGCAGAACAUUCUUACUUGCACUUGCAGGGAAAUUACAAAAACAUCUCUACAGUACACUCUCGUGCGCAACCUGGAUUGCCUUGCAUCAAUCUUUAUUGCUUGCCAUCCUCCUUGGAUCAUCAACAAGUUAAAGUAUCCUCAAACUGCUCAUUGAGACCAAACGAGUAGAUGAAAAUGAUUGUGGUGAUAUUCUCAAACAGUACAGGAAGUUCAUCAAUGAGACUGUGCCAAAGAGAAGGGCAGAUUUCACUGACUUCAAUCCUGCCACAGGCCAGGUAGGUACCCUAUUCUAUGAAACAAUGGCAGGAGAGGUGUACAAAAUACUGUGGAAUGUUGUGGCACUCCAGUGGAGAGGUUUUCCAGUCAAUAGACAAAUCGAGGUUGAAAACAUGAAGGAAAGCACUUGCAGUGCACAGCAUCUUGUGCACGAUCAUUUGAAGUCAGUGGGGGGAAUUUAUAACUUUGUGGUAACUAAGUCCUUCAGUCUUCAUCCUCGGCAAGACCGUGAUACCUCUCUCAUUUUGAGGAACAAAAGACUUAAAGAAGCAGAAAAACAAAACAUGAGAAGGAAAACUCUCUGAUGAGAUUGAUUGACCUUGCGUUAAAGGCAGAAAGUGUAGGGAAUCUUGCAUUCAUUGCCCAGUCAAACAGUCUAAGGUGGUCUGCAAAAAAGAAAUGUGAAGAAAUAAAAAGACUGAAUGAUGAACUUGAUGACAAACAGAAAAUCCUUCAGUGCAUUUAAUCCCUGAAAGCAUAAACGGCAUGUUUGUGUUCAUGUGUGCAAUUUCUGCCCGGGUCAUA